UUAGGGAUUCGAUCUCGACAACAUCAAUGGCUCCCAAAGCAGAGAAGAAACCCGCCGCCUUGAAAAAGACUGUGGCAGAGAAAUCCCCGGCGGCAGAAAAAGCUGCGUCCAAGGCAAAGAAGAAGCUUCUCCUGCACGAUGGCGAUAAGAAGGGAAAGAAGCAGCACAGGAAGAAGAUCAGCGAGACAUACAAGAUCUACAUUUUUAAGGUGUUGAAGCAGGUUCAUCCUGAUAUCGGCAUCUCCAGUAAAGCUAUGGGCAUAAUGAACAGCUUUAUCAACGAUAUUUUUGAGAAAUUGGCCAGCGAAGCUUCGAGACUCGCCGGGUACACUAAAAAACCUACAAUUACCUCAAGGGAGAUUCAGACGUCUGUCAGGCUUACUCUUCCGGGAGAGCUUGGAAAGCAUGCCAUCUCAGAGGGCACCAAGGCCGUCACAAAAUUCACAAGCGCCUAAAUAAGCUUAUAUUCUACGAGGCUACUUAGGGUUAGUAGUAAUUGAUUCUCCAAGGGCUAUAAUUUAACGGUCAAAUGAACAUUUUAUGACGAUUAUCUGUUCGAUAUCAGAAAACAUAUAAAAAGAUGUUGAUCUUUGGUACAAUACAUUAUAAAUCUUAUAUUCGGUUUUCCGUUCGACAUGGGAAUGAAAAUCUGAAGCAUUCGUAUAUCUUUUCGAAUAAUUGUUAUUAAAUCUCAACAUUAUCGUCUGCAGUGCUGUACAGAAUUUUUAUUAC
Cryptomeria japonica (Japanese cedar) is the source of this 732-nucleotide messenger RNA. RefSeq names its product histone H2B.3. Gene Ontology annotation, cellular component: nucleosome. NCBI's taxonomy places the organism in Eukaryota, Viridiplantae, Streptophyta, Pinopsida, Cupressales, Cupressaceae. Gene Ontology annotation, biological process: nucleosome assembly. The transcript has a single exon. The coding region runs from base 27 to 455 and encodes 142 amino acids. Gene Ontology annotation, molecular function: DNA binding; protein heterodimerization activity; structural constituent of chromatin. The record is from RefSeq and is a predicted model, not a curated record.